GUAUCUCUGCGCGAAUCGUGCAAAUAGUACAAUUACUUUCUUUUUUAUUAGGAACAGGGGACGUUCUAGGCAAUUUCAGUGAGUGCAGUGGUCAAUACAAGGUGAAUAAAUUAUUAUAUUCUGACGCAUUUGUGGUGUGCAGUUUUAAGAUUGGCAGGUUCGUGGGGGGGCGAAAGAUGUCACUUCGCGGAGUGAUACAGUGCAAAUGAGGCCACAUCGGCAGUGACGCGGUCUCUAGUGUUCCUGGUCAACUUCGCAGAGAAGGGACUGAAGCUAUACGUCUAUCGAAUAAUUUUCCAGCACUAAACAACGAUACAUACGUUGACUACAGUUAUUUUGCCAGUCACGAGGGGGAACAGUGACUAUUUAGUAAUUCAUAUUUUCCAAGUUCGAAGACCUAACAUAAUAAAAUGGCCGACCAACUGACUGAGGAGCAGAUUGCUGAGUUCAAGGAGGCGUUCUCACUGUUCGACAAGGACGGCGAUGGCACCAUCACCACCAAGGAGCUGGGCACUGUCAUGCGCUCUCUGGGACAGAACCCUACUGAGGCAGAACUACAGGACAUGAUCAACGAGGUAGACGCUGAUGGUAACGGGACGAUCGAUUUCCCAGAGUUCCUGACAAUGAUGGCAAGGAAGAUGAAGGACACAGACAGCGAGGAGGAGAUCAGAGAAGCCUUCAGAGUCUUUGAUAAGGAUGGGAACGGCUACAUCAGUGCGGCAGAGCUGCGGCACGUCAUGACCAACCUCGGGGAGAAGCUCACAGACGAGGAGGUGGACGAGAUGAUCCGCGAGGCCGACAUUGACGGAGACGGACAGGUCAACUAUGAGGAGUUUGUGCAGAUGAUGACAGCCAAGUGAAGUGGACUGUGCUCUCACACAUUUCUCUCUCUUACAUUGCUUGUCCUCCUAAGAUCACUCUGUCUUUAAGAAAACAAACCAAUAAUCAAGCCAAAAUGUACAACUAAAAAAAAUGAUUAAAUGUAUAAAAUUCUUUAAUCAAAAUAA
Molecule: messenger RNA, 1007 nt
Organism: Coregonus clupeaformis (lake whitefish)
Lineage: Eukaryota; Metazoa; Chordata; Actinopteri; Salmoniformes; Salmonidae
Product: calmodulin-1
Exons: 6
Coding region: 411-860 (149 amino acids)
Molecular function (GO): calcium ion binding
Source: RefSeq, a predicted model, not a curated record